Paramecium tetraurelia is the source of this 378-nucleotide messenger RNA. RefSeq lists its product as uncharacterized. The transcript has a single exon. NCBI's taxonomy places the organism in Eukaryota, Ciliophora, Oligohymenophorea, Peniculida, Parameciidae. The record is from RefSeq and is a predicted model, not a curated record.
AUGCUUAAUUAAUAUCUGAAAUUACUUCACACAUAGUGGGAAUAAACAUUUAAUGAUGAUUUAUCAGAUACACUUAGAGAAGAUCCAAAAUUAUCCUUAUAAAAUUAAUCCAUUAUAGAAUUUGAGUUUAUUUCAUUAACUAAAUCAAAAGUUGAAAAUCAAUGGGAAUAUGAAAACUUUUUCAACAAAAAAAGGGAAUUCUCCUUUCUUUUUCAACUUACUUACUUUAUAAAUGCUGUUAUUCAAGGAUUAUUAUUCAUAUACGUCAAAUUAUUUUAGGUCAAUAAUAACACACUAAUAAUUUAUUAUUUUUUCCAUCCUCUUAAAAAAUUGCUAUUGAAAUCUAUCAUAGGAUUGUUUGGACAAUCUACUUUAUGA